GGAACAGGCACAGGAGAUCAGGAGGAGAGGAGCUGCAAGCCUUCAAUGAAACCACUUUAACCCUUCCACAGCAGACCGAGGACACUUCUAGGGAUGGUUCCUGAGGCCCUGCUGCACAUUGCUGCUUAGAAGAAACUGCCUUAUGCAGCCAAUGCCCCUUAUUGCCCCUUCUGCCUCAGUGUAAAUGCCAAUGCCUACACUAGGCAGCCCUCCUACUCCUCCCUGUGUGAUGCAUUUCAGGAGACCAAGGAUCCCUCAUCUAUCAUGGGAAAUAAGCAAACUAUAUUUACUGAUGAACAGUUAGAUGCCUACCAGGACUGCACUUUUUUCACACGCAAAGAGAUCCUCCGGUUACACGGAAGGUUCUAUGAACUGGCUCCUAGUAUGGUUCCAAUGGAUUAUACAGAUGACCCGGAUGUCAAACUACCCAUGCAACUUAUCAUUAAUAUGCCUGAACUGAUGGAAAAUCCUUUCAGGGAGAGAAUUGUGCAGUCUUUUUCUGAAGAUGGGGAAGGGAACCUUAGCUUCAAUGACUUUGUGGAUAUGUUCUCUGUGAUGAGCGAGAUGGCUCCCCGUGAGCUGAAAGCAAUCUAUGCCUUUAAGAUCUAUGAUUUCAAUACAGAUAACUUUAUUUGUAAAUCUGAUCUGGAGAAAACUCUCAAUAAGCUGACACGAGAAGAACUUGAAGAGGAAGAGGUGACACUGGUCUGUGAAAAGGUUAUCGAGGAGGCAGAUAUGGAUGGUGAUGGAAAACUGGCAUUUGCAGACUUUGAGAAUAUGAUCUCCAAAGCACCAGAUUUUCUCAGUACCUUUCAUAUAAGAAUAUGAAUAUGUUAUGAUUAAAUGGAAUCAAUGGAUCUCAGGCAUCCACAGGACCCAGGCUCUCUAAACUGCAAAAAAUAUCAUGGCUGUCUUUUCACAGGAAGCCAGUGUCACAACAGGAAGUUCAGUCUUCUUAAAAAUUGAAUGAUGAAUUUGCCUGCAUUUUUUGUAUUGUGGAACUUUUGUUAUUGUUAAAGCAAAAAAGCAACAAAAAAAAUAAAGGAUUUUGUAGAGAAUGUCACUACUCCAGAAAAAGGAUGAAAGCUGACUAUGCGGGGCCUUAAGACACGGAUGUUCAUACAGAACUGCAUAAUAUAUUACAUAAACCAUCCACCUGUUCAACAUUAUUUUAAUGACUAUUUUAUACUCCUGUUAGUUUAAAUAUAUACAUCUACUCUCAAUUACAUGGAAUACAAAGGGCUUAUACCUGGUGGAGAAAAGAACUGUGAUGAAGAUUACAACAAAAUGCCACUUUGAAGUGUCAUUGACUGGCAUUCAUGAUGUCUCAGGAAUGGUAGAGGAUAGAGGUACGCUACUAAAGAAUGUAUUGCUAGAGAAAAAGAGUGGAAAAAAGUAAUAAACAUUGUUAAUAUAGAGAUAUAAUGGGGCUAAACAACAUUAUAUUUUGUGAAAUUAGAACCUGGGGAGAUAUGGUGGCCUAAUGUAGUCACUUAUAUGUAAUGAAAACCAGUAUUGAAUACCCUGAAGACUCCAUUGGUGUUCCCAACAAUUUCAGAUAUCCUCUGUCUGUCAAAAUGCAGUGAAUGGAUAUUUCCAAGUGGACGCAUGAACUUGCUUUUAGUUUUUAGUAAAAAAAUUCACGGAGCUUCAUUCUAUGACGGAAGAAAGGACAUUUAUAAGGGCUAGCUUGACAGCAAGGACAGUUCUUCUAAUCCAUGCAGUCUAUGAAAAUGGAAGGUCACAAAAUAACAAAGGCCUCUUCAGUGACAAAUCGGUGAACUUCUAAUGAACAUUGCUGGAUGUGGGAGCCGUACGUAGAGGUAUUAGGGAUUCUCCUGGAGUUAACAUGGUGCCUUUUAUAAUCAUUGUGAGUUUCCGUGCAUUUAAAGCAAUGGAUAACAUUUGUUUCUUUGUUCUGAAAAGAAUUGUAUUCACUUAAAUACAUGAAAUAUGACUUGUAAGUAAAGAAAAAUCUGU
Bufo gargarizans (Asiatic toad) is the source of this 1980-nucleotide messenger RNA. RefSeq names its product calcium and integrin binding family member 2 (gene CIB2). The record is from RefSeq and is a predicted model, not a curated record. Gene Ontology annotation, molecular function: calcium ion binding. Bases 265 to 828 code for a protein of 187 amino acids. The transcript has 6 exons. NCBI's taxonomy places the organism in Eukaryota, Metazoa, Chordata, Amphibia, Anura, Bufonidae.